Molecule: messenger RNA, 4965 nt
Organism: Salmo salar (Atlantic salmon)
Lineage: Eukaryota; Metazoa; Chordata; Actinopteri; Salmoniformes; Salmonidae
Source: RefSeq, a predicted model, not a curated record
CAACAGCCUCUCCUACAACAGUUCCAACAGUACCACAAACUCUCUAUGAGUACAUGAUUGAAAUUGAACUGAACACCACAGACGUUACAGUGAUAGAUCAACUGAGAGCCAUUCUGAGAAAUGCUAUUUACCCUGUCAGAAUCAAUAAUCUGAUACAAAUCACUGGUGUUAACAUGUCUACAGUUUGCUACCAAAAUGGUACUGGAUUCCAGUGCAGAUGUGAGGACCAGUAUCGUUGGUCAUGUGACCAGUGUGUCUCUUAUGGGAAUUGUGAUGACAUCACAUCUGACACGUGUGGAUGUAUCAAUGCCAUUCCUCCAGAUGGACAGUACUGCCAGUCGGUUCACUACCAAAAUUUUACAGCAUGUCCAACAACAACAGCCUCUCCUACAACAACAACAACCUCUCCUACAACAGUUCCAACAGUACCGCAAACUCUCUAUGAGUACAUGAUUGAAAUUGAACUGAACACCACAGACGUUACAGUGAUAGAUCAACUGAGAGCCAUUCUGAGAAAUGCUAUUUACCCUGUCAGAAUCAAUAAUCUGAUACAAAUCACUGGUGUUAACAUGUCUACAGUUUGCUACCCAAAUGGUACUGGAUUCCAGUGCAGAUGUGAGGACCAGUAUCGUUGGUCAUGUGACCAGUGUGUCUCUUAUGGGAAUUGUGAUGACAUCACAUCUGACACGUGUGGAUGUAUCAAUGCCAUUCCUCCAGAUGGACAGUACUGUCAGUCGGUUCACUACCAAAACUUCACAGCAUGUCCAACAACAACAGCCUCUCCUACAACAGUUCCAACAGUACCGCAAACUCUCUAUGAGUACAUGAUUGAAAUUGAACUGAACACCACAGACGUUACAGUGAUAGAUCAACUGAGAGCCAUUCUGAGAAAUGCUAUUUACCCUGUCAGAAUCAAUAAUCUGAUACAAAUCACUGGUGUUAACAUGUCUACAGUUUGCUACCCAAAUGGUACUGGAUUCCAGUGCAGAUGUGAGGACCAGUAUCGUUGGUCAUGUGACCAGUGUGUCUCUUAUGGGAAUUGUGAUGACAUCACAUCUGACACGUGUGGAUGUAUCAAUGCCAUUCCUCCAGAUGGACAGUACUGCCAGUCGGUUCACUACCAAAACUUCACAGCAUGUCCAACAACAACAGCCUCUCCAACAACAGACUCAUCAACACGUGAGCCCAGCACUACAGAUCAAAUAACUACAGUUGAUGCCACAACACAACGGACCACAGUUACUAACUCUACAACACCUGAGGCCAGCACUACAGAACAAAUAACUACAGCUGAUAACACAACACAACUGACCACAGUUACCAACUCUACGACACCCGAGUCCAGCACUACAGAACAAAGUACUACAGCUGACCUCACAACACAACUGAACACAGUUACCAACUCUACGACACCUGAGGCCAGCACUACAGAACAAAUGACCAAAGUUACCAACUCUACAACAUCUGCACCCACAACAGGAGAAAGUACUACAGCUAACCUCACAACACAACUGACCACAGUUACCAACUCUACUACACCUGCAACAAAACAGACCACUACAGCUGAUCCCACAACACAACCGACCACAGACACUGGAAGUACAGCAACUACUGAACCACCAACAACAACAGCAAUACCACCACCAACACCAACAACUGCAAAACCAGCUGAUAUUCUGUUGUUGGCGAUGUCCUUCAAAAUGAAUGUAGAUUUCACUAGCGACCUAAAUGAUAAAAAUAGUGACAAAUACAAAAAGUACAAAGGCGAUAUUGAACCAGUUAUCUGGGGCCAGUAUUGGAAGAACAUGCCAGGGUUUAUUUCAGCAGUAUUGACAAGUUUCAGCCGUGGAAGUGUUAUAGCCAACUUUGAUGUUAUGACCACAGCUGCAGACCCCACUGCAAUUAGCAACGCUAAUGCUGGAAUUGCAACAUCACUUCCAGCUGUUUAUAAAAUUGAUAUUAGCUCUUUCAAUAUUAUUUAUAACAGUAACACAGUAUUAAGUUAUAAACCAACUACCAUUUACUCUGGUGGCACCAUGACUCUGGAGUGUGGACCUCCUCCUGAUACUGUAAAGAUGGGCACUAUUAAAAAUGUUGAGUGGAAACGAAACGGAAGAGUUUUAACAUCGACUGGAAGGUUCACCAUCAAUACAGAAGAUUUUGCAUCACAAAAGACAAAACUUGCUAUCAAAAAUGUAAUUGCUGAGGAUGAAGGGAAAUACGAAUGCACUCUGAAGAGUGACAAAAUCUAUUUCUACCAAACGGGUCAAAUUGAUAUCAAAGAUGCUCCCAUUAUUCAAACGAAGACAGAAAUGAAUACCAAAUGUGAGGAGGGAAAAAGUCAGCCAUUGGAGUGUUGUGUGCAGACUCCCUAUAAACUAAUGUGGAAAGAAGGGGAUGUGGAAUUAAUCACAAAUGAGACUCCUGACAAUUGCAUUAAAUUUAACUAUCAAAUUAAAAACUGUAACAGACCAUCCAUUGUCACAUUAACGUGCCAAGUGAAAGACCCAACAGGAUAUGAAAAGACUACAAAAUUGACUAUUUUCGUAGGAGCUAUGAUUUGCAAAGACGAUCCGGUAUAUGGUAGUGGCCAAGUGAAAGACACAUCAGUGGCACCAUGUGCUAAAGGUGAGGAUGGAGAAAAGACAGCGAUAUGUGGAAGCGAUGGAACAUGGAAAGUUCAGAGUAACACUUGUGUCUUGACUGCAAUCAAUGCGCUACUGGCCUCAUCUCAGGAAUUGGAAGAGGCAACAGUUGGUGAUUUCUUAACAAAACUUAGUAAUACCUCUGGUAAUCUAAAAGAGAAAAUCGUUAGUUCAAUUGCAACUAUUUCGACCAUUGUUGAUAUUCUGAGAAUUGUUGCAAGUGUUUCAAAGAAUAUCAGCCAGUCUGCGAUAAAGAACAUUCUAGAAACAGUGAAUGUCCUAGUUUCUGAUGAAGCAAAAGCAUCCUGGACCACUCUCAAUGCCAACCAAAGUAGAAACACCAGCUCUAGUUUACUGGGCUCCAUGGAAUUUUUUGCAGGUUCUCUCCCAACGAAGUCCUUUAACGUGACAACACAGCUAAUUCAGUUAAAUCAAAACACAAUUAACAACUCAUUCAGCACCGACUUAAAUUCAAGUGUGUUAAUAGAGAUUCCAGAGACUAAUUCCAAUCACCUCACCAUCACCACUCUAACGUUCUCCUCCCUCAUUAAUGUGUUACCUGUCAGGAAUGGCAGCAUUCAAAGUCUCAAUGACAUCAUCAAUGGACGUGUAGUGCUGGUAAAGGUGAAUGGAACGACUGAAAAUGUCUUAUUGAACUUCGAUAAGGUGAACAAGUCGCUCACACUCAAUCCUCAGUGUGUUUUCUGGAACUUCAGCCUUUUUAACAGCUUUGGAGGAUGGGAUAACGCAGGAUGUAAUGUGAAGUCUAAGGAGAAUGGCAGGGUCACCUGUCACUGUAACCAUCUGACCUCCUUCUCCAUUUUGAUGUCAACUUCCAUUCCAAAAGAGAUUCAAGAUGCUUUGGAUAUAAUCACUUAUGUUGGAGUUGGCAUAUCGAUGGGUAGUUUAGUCAUUUGUCUCAUCAUUGAGGCUUGUGUAUGGAAGGCCAUGACCAGAAACAACACCUCUUACAUGCGCCAUGUCUCCAUUGUGAACAUUGCUGUGUCUCUCCUGAUUGCCGACAUUUGGUUCAUUAUUGGUGCAUCAAUAUCAAAAAAUUCCCUUGAAAAUCCAGGCGAGGACACCACAACACCUAUACCGGCAUGUACUGCAGCAACGUUUUUCAUUCACUUUUUCUACCUUGCUCUGUUCUUUUGGAUGCUGAUCUCAGGCCUUCUCCUUUUCUACCGGACCGUCUUGGUUUUCUCCCAUAUGUCAAAAUCAACUAUGCUGGCUAUUGGCUUCUCAGUAGGCUAUGGGGCACCUCUUAUCAUUGCUGUUGUUACUGUGGCAGCAACAGCUCCAAGUGGUGGAUACAUCAAGGAAAACCAGGCAUGUUGGCUCAAGUGGGACAAGACAAUGGCUCUCCUUGCUUUUGUGAUCCCUGCCCUGACCAUAGUGGUCAUCAACUUUUUGAUCCUGAUUGUGGUUCUGUACAAAAUGCUGAGGAGAGGCGUGGGGGAUGCUUCCCAGCCAGAUGAGAGAAAUGCUGUUGUGGUCAUUGCCAGGUGUCUGGCUAUUCUGACUCCAUUCUUUGGCCUUGCCUGGGGACUGGGAGUAGGAACCAUGGUUGAUCCAACAAAUAAGGGAAUCCAUAUUGUAUUUGCCCUCUUCAAUUCACUGCAGGGUUUCUUUGUUUUGGUGUUUGGAACACUUUUAGACGGCAAGAUCCGGUCAGCUAUAGCAGGAACGUUCUCUUCCAUCCUCCCAGGCUCUGACCGUACGAGGAGUACCAGUGGUGGCGCGGCAACAUCAUCAACCAGUGCAUUAAACUUCAUCCGAAGAAGGAUAAGGAGGAAUGUCUACAAUGUUUCAGAAGCUGCAAAUUCUUCCAACAGCACUGAUGCUAUAGAGUCUUUCAUUAACACCUAAAAGUACCCAAUUGUCAUACUUGAGUAAAAGUAUAGAUAAAUGAAUAUGAAGUUACUCAAGUAAAAGUCACCCAGUAAAAUACUAUUUGAGUAAAAGUAUUUGUUUUUAAAUAUUCUUAAGUAUCAAAAGUAAAUGUAAUUGAUAAAAAAUACUUACGUAAGUAUCAAAAGUAAAAGUAUAAAUCAUUUAAAAUUAUUUCUUUUAAGCAAAGCAGAUGACACCAUUUUUUUGUUUUUAAAAUGUAUGGAUAGCCAGGGGCACACUCCAACACACAGACAUCAUUUACAAAAGAUGUAUUUGUGUUUAGUGAGUCCGCCAGAUCAGAGGCAGAAGGGAUGACAAUGUGUUUUCUUGAUAAGUGUGUGAGUUGGACCAUUUUCAUGUCCUGCUAAGCAUUCAAAAAGUAACGAGUACUUUUGGGUGUCAGGUAAAAUCUAUGGAGUAAAAA